AUGCUGCACCAUCUGAUGAUAGGGACUUGGACCCCUCCAGGGGCCAUAUUCACAGUCGAAUUCGAUGAUGAGAAAUUGACUUUGAAGCUGGUCAAGCGGACUGCUAUACCGCAAGAUGAGCCCAUCUCAUGGAUGACCUUUGACCACUCGAAGAAAAAUAUAUACGGCGCAUCAAUGAAGAAAUGGUCGAGCUACACCGUGAAGAGUCCGACUGAAAUCGAACAUUAUGCCUCGCAUGAGAUUGGAGGCCACCCAUCAGCAACGAGCGCAGAGUCCAACACACGAGCGAUCUUCCUUCUAGCAGCGCAAAAGCCCCCCUAUAAUGUCUACUGCAAUCCAUUCUACAAGUUCGCUGGCUACGGCAACAUCUUUUCCGUCCACAAGUCUGGGGCACUGAAGGAGAACAUCCAAGAUUACGAGUAUUGCCCCGAGUCCGCGAUCCACGGCAUGGUUUUCGACAGCUCUGAGAAAUACCUAUACUCUGCAGAUAUGUGGGCGAACAAGAUUUGGACGCAUAAGAAGGACCUGGAGACUGGAACCUUGACGACUGUUGGGAGCGUCGAUGCCCCUGAUCCGGGAGAUCACCCGCGGUGGGUGGAGUUACAUCCAGACGGGCACUACCUUUAUGCCUUGAUGGAGGGAGGCAAUAGGCUGGGAGUGUAUCUGAUAGACGAGAAGACACACUUGCCCGUGUUCACUCAGAUCACAUAUCCCCUCAUUCCACCAGGAAUGGGCACCUCCUUCCCCAAAAUGUACCGCUCCGACGUCGUUUUCCUCUCCCACUCCAAAACCUACCUCUUCGCGACCGCCCGCUCCAACUCGCCCUCUCUAACCGGAUACAUCUCCGUCUUCAAGAUCGGACCGACCGGCAAUAUUGAGCGGCAAAUCUGCAUGAAUCCGACGCCGACCAGCGGCGGUCAUUCAAAUGCCGUGAGCCCCUGCGACUGGAGCGACGAGUGGCUGGCGCUCACGGAUGAUGAGAAAGGGUUUGUGGAGAUAUAUCGGUGGAGAGAUGAGUUCUUGGGACGGGUGGCGCAUUUGGAUAUUCCGGAGCCGGGGUUCGGGAUGAAUGCGAUUUGGUACGAUUAA
This is a messenger RNA of Eremomyces bilateralis CBS 781.70, 1089 nucleotides long. Its product is annotated as 3-carboxy-cis,cis-mucoante lactonizing enzyme. The coding region runs from base 1 to 1089 and encodes 362 amino acids. The transcript has 4 exons. Gene Ontology annotation, molecular function: protein binding; 6-phosphogluconolactonase activity. The record is from RefSeq and is a predicted model, not a curated record. Lineage: Eukaryota; Fungi; Ascomycota; Dothideomycetes; Eremomycetales; Eremomycetaceae.